UCGAAGCCGUAAAUGUGGCAAAAUAUUAGACCGAGCCGGGCAUUCUUCUUGUUCUUCUUUUCUUCACUUUUUUUUCAUGUUUUUAGGCGGAGCGAUAGUGUUACAAAUGAAGACGGCGCGCGUAGAUCGGUUAUUUAUAAUAAGUUUCGUAAUUUUAGUGAGUAAAAACGAUGGGAAGACUGACGAAAAGUGGUGAGGAGGGUGGCGGACGGGGAGGAGGAAAAAGUUUCGCGAACGUGCAGUAUACGAAACUGAAGGACGAUCAGUAUACGGGUAGUUGCGAAAGUUUUUCCGCGCUGGAGGACCGCGAUGGUAUGCCUGGAUUCGACGGGUACAUUUCGUUCAGUUGCAGGCAGUGCGGACAUUUGCAAAUAUUUCAGGGCGAAGAACUAGAAAUGAUUCUUGGCAAAUCCCUUAGGAUGGCCUUUAGGUCUAACAAAAAGGAGCAGCAGAAUGACAGUAAUUUUCAACAAGCGUCUUGUUUCGAGAUGAGCCCGAAUUUUUCAAAGAAUAUUCCAGCUGCUACAGCUCCGUUACCGAACAUCAAACCAUAUGUGGCACCUUUCGAUGCUUCCAUUGGAAUUCCGGUGUUGCCAAGUAGCGACGAGAGUAAUUCUCCCACUCAAAUGAACCAAUUCAAACGGAUCGCCGAAAAGCCCUCCUUAAUGAAGCGGAUAGGGAAAGGGUUCGUACUGAACGGGAGUGACGAGGAAGGGUAUCCCUUAGUUAGCGAGGGUGGAUCCAGUAUACCAGACAGCCAAUCAAAUAUCUCGCUUUUAAACAACGAGCUCCACCAACCUGGAAGCAGCUCAGAAGCAGCCACUAUGAGAAUAGGAGAAGGAGCCUCUCGAAAUCAGCAACCAAAGACUGCAGAAAGCGAAGUUAGCUUUCAAUACAACGAUAGUAUUAGUUCUUUUGAGACACGCGAUAAUAUUAGAACUGACACGAAUAUAUUACAUAGAAGAGAGAAUAAUUUAAGGAUGGCCCCCUGGUAUCAAGAAGGUAUUCCUCGGGAAAUAGCUUUGGAAAUCUUAUCGCAGGAACCGAUCGGGGCUUUCAUGGUAAGAAGAAGCACCACUAAAAUAGGAUGUUUUGCAUUGAGCGUGCGGGUACCUCGCAGUUUUCAACCCAGAGGAAUCGCCCAUUAUUUAAUUAUGAAAACGAAUAGAGGCUAUCGAAUAAAAGGUUUUACCAAAGACUUUCCAUCCCUAGGAUCCCUUAUAGCACAUCACUCAGUUAUGCCAGAGUUGCUCCCUUGCCCUUUGUCCCUUAGUAGAUAUCACCCUAUUUGUGUGAUAUCGGAUUGCCGUAGGGAUUUCGCUGAUAUUGAGCCCGAACCAGACGGAUGACUGAAGAGGAAGUAAUCUUAAAAUAAUAUAUACUCACUUAGAGUAGACGCAAUUCAAAUAUUCAUGAUAAAAUAUUAAUUUAUUAUUAUUAAGUAAUUUGGUUAAUUUAGUGAUUGGACCAAUUUUAUCAAAGUGACUGAACCAUGUUUAAUAUAUAUAUAUUAUGCUUUUAUGUUGUUUUAUCUUAGAUUAUUGUAUAAUUUGCUUCUUGAGGCUGUGGAAAACUUGCUUUGGAUCGUUAAAAAAAUUAACCUAAGACUUCUAGUCUAAGAGAAUUAUGUAUGAUUUAUUAAUAUUAAUAGGCAAUUCUUUUAUAGGUUAAGAAUAAAAUGUUAAAACAACGCAAUUCAUUUAACGUAAGCAUAAUAAAAAUAAAGAAAAUUGUUGAUGAUAAUGA
Anthonomus grandis grandis is the source of this 1746-nucleotide messenger RNA. Its product is annotated as EGFR adapter protein-like. The record is from RefSeq and is a predicted model, not a curated record. The coding region runs from base 171 to 1349 and encodes 392 amino acids. NCBI's taxonomy places the organism in Eukaryota, Metazoa, Arthropoda, Insecta, Coleoptera, Curculionidae. The transcript has 6 exons.